Aethina tumida (small hive beetle) is the source of this 758-nucleotide messenger RNA. RefSeq lists its product as uncharacterized. The record is from RefSeq and is a predicted model, not a curated record. The transcript has 4 exons. NCBI's taxonomy places the organism in Eukaryota, Metazoa, Arthropoda, Insecta, Coleoptera, Nitidulidae. Bases 33 to 554 code for a protein of 173 amino acids.
GUAUCAAGUUGUGCAUUCUACUAAAAAAAAAAAUGAAUUUGUUCUCGUUUUGUUUGUUCUCGGUGUUAAGUGUUAACAUUUUGGUGUUUUUGAUGUUGGACGUUAAUGUCGUGCAGGCACAAGAACCAGCAUUUGAAUUGCCAGUCGAAUUGGUCGGAUUUCCAAUCAUCAUAGUUGCUGUCCGAUUAUCUAACUUCGUCAAGAAAUUGGCGUACUCUCUAAAUCCAAAAACUUAUGUGGGCAGAGCGAAGAGGGAGAUAACUUCCACUGAAAUGAUCAACAUGAUAGAAGCUGAAAAACGAUUGGUACAAGCACUCGGGGAGAACGUUUGCAUUUACAGGAAGGUGUGCCUCCAUCACGCCGAGAAGGCCCAGAAAACUGUGGGAAGGAGACAAAACCUGGUGGUGGAUUGGGAUGAGGUGUUCAGUAAUUACAAGGAGUCGAAGGAGGCGCAGAAGGAAUAUUAUCUGCUCAGCGUGUUCUUAGGAGAUUUUAUUGCUUCACCUAAAUUCUGCAACCAGUUAGCCAAACGAGGAAGAGAAUGCGCGGCAUAAUUUAUCGGCUAGUAAAUUGAAACUUUUACUGUUUUUAGGGGGAGUAUUGUCCUGUGUGUGAUAGAAAAUUGUGUCAAGGAUUUCAAAAAUGGAAUCUUGUGAAUCAAAACAAUAUAAAUUUGUAUCGAGUGUAAAUUAUUGUAUUUUUUUUUUGUUGUUGUUCCCUGUGCAUUUGGUUGUAGUGAUUAAUGUAUUUAUAAUUUU